GGCCAGUUGUAAUGCCAAAGUUGGCUAUGCAACUUGUAAACCAGUGCCCAACUGUCAGAAAAGAAGAGGGGGAAAAGCCCACAUGCCCACGUUGACCCAUGAAUGAUAGAAUAAGGUGGUUCCUUCCCUGUUGGGUUGGGCACAUCGGCCCAAAUCCCCCCAACUCCUCACUCCCUUGACCCUUCCCCCAAUUGGUUCAUCUUUUUCAUUGACGGCCCUUCAGAUACUAAAACUUAACAAAAAUGAAACAUAAGGGUAAGAGCAACAACAUAAAAUCCCAAAACCAGCAGGCACAGCACAGCACAGGGCUACCACAAUUUGUCUCAUUGUUAGUAUUGUUAUUAUAUAAUAAUUAUUAGUAAUUCAAGAAGAACUACCACUUUGGAUCAAGACACAAAGAGGGAGAUUAGAAUAAUAUAUAGUCUACUCUUCUUCUUGGGUGGUGGUAUCUAUUAUCUUUCUCUCUCUCUUUGUGGAAGAUGAAAGGCCCAAAGCAAAGCAACAGAUUAGAAAUGCAAGUGGUGUGGGGAAUUAGAACACUGGAAUUUGGGAAAAGGGGGAUUCCUGAACCAGAAGAAGAGAAUUUUCAAUUUUGAGGGCAGAGGAAGAAGAAAACCACCUUCUUAAUCCCUCUACUAAUCCUAAAACUAUACUAGUAUACUCACUGCUAAUGUUCUUCCUUUCCUUCACACACAUAUUCCUUGAGUCAACUCCACGCCUCCUUUCCGCUCUUUUCCCUUCAUUAUUAUCUUCUUUUUUUUCUUUUUCUUUUUAAUCCCUCCCCUUAAUUACACUUUCUCACAUUUCUUUUCCUCUGGCUACCUUCCUUUUCCCUUCCUCCCUCCCAUGGAGAAGCAGAGACCUGGGUUGCUCUUCAUCUUCGCCGUCGUCAUCUCCCUAGCCGUUCUCUCCUUCGUCUCCUGCGUCAUCGCCGAGAUCAAGAAAAUCAAGAAGAAGGAUGUGAAAUUGCAGGAUGAUAUGUGCUAUCUGCCAGAGAGCCAUGCGUUUGGCUUCGGAAUCGCGGCAAUCGCAUCCCUAGUUAUCGCCCACGCAUUGACCAACUUGUUCAUUUGCGGCAACUUCUUGUCCUCUUUCUGCUCUUCUGCCAGAAAGAAGCCGGUCACCCCUCCUCUGCCUCCUUCCGCUUCUAUUUCUUCUUCAACUUCGUCUUCUUCCUCUGCCUCCAAGAAACCCUCCAUCCCCGCCCUCCUCCUCCUGCUCUUCUCCUGGGCGAGUUUUGGGCUAGCGGUGGUGCUAUUAGGGGGAGCAACGAGCAUGAGCGCAACGCAGCCGUUUGGGAAAGGGUGGCUCGACGGAAAGUGCUACGUCGUGAAAGACGGCAUCUACGCCGGCUCAGGGGUUCUGACGCUGGUUUCAACCGCCGCCGUCCUUGGCUCCGCCGUCGUCACCUUCAGAAAAGCCCAGGCUGAGCAGGGUCGCAGAGUACAUGCCCAAGCUGUCGUCGGCUCGUAAAUCUUUCUUUUUCUAUUUUUUUUUUGUCGGAAAGCAAAAUUACAGGCUAGAUACAAAGUGAGAAAUAGAAAAACAAACUUAUACACAGGUAGAAAGUUACAAAGAUGAAUGAGAAGGAACUGGAAAAAAAUGCUGCAACUUUCGGUGUCACGAUCACAGUUGAUCUUUCCUUCUUCAAGAGAGGGGAAAGGUUAAUUUGUUCUUCCCUACCUGUGGCUGUGGGUCAUACUCAUCCACUCACCACCCUUUUCUCCGCUGAAUUAGAUAGAACAGCAGAGAGGGAAUGGGUUGAGCCUAACAUUGUUUAUUCCAAGUUUGGUGAGAUGGAUAAGGAGACAAGUAAGGGGUGUUGUGAUGGGAGCAAACAAGAAACAGCCAAUCUUUAA
Molecule: messenger RNA, 1859 nt
Organism: Linum trigynum
Lineage: Eukaryota; Viridiplantae; Streptophyta; Magnoliopsida; Malpighiales; Linaceae
Source: the annotation of a GenBank genome assembly